AUGGUCAAGAUCAUCAAUGGGGAAAUAGUCCCAGGGUUUCAGGUCCUGUCGAGGCAAGCGACGCCAGGCGACCCGGCGCAGCAGCGCCUGGAGGGGAAGCCCGGGGCGGCAGCAUUGGCUUCAGCUUGCAAGCCCCCCCGCUGCGGUUCGUUCCUCCCCCACCCGGAGUUGAGCCCCUUCUGGGCUUGCCAGAUGCCCAGGUGUUUGGUGUACGGAUCUCACCGUACGCCGUACUUGCGGCAGCUGCCCUGGGCAUGUUCUUCGGAUGGCGCGGCGCCGUGGUGGCCGUAAUUCUGUACUUUGUGUACCUCGCGAGCCAGGACAGCAGCAAUACCCACAACAACAACAACAACAACAACAACAGCACUAGCCCUCCUGGACGGGCAGCUCCGUCGUCAAGACAAGAUGGUGGAGGGUCCGGGUGGGCGGCGUUUCAGGGCAGGGGUAACAAGCUUGGGAGCAGCUAAGCAGUUUGAUAUGACAGCUUUUUGAUAUGGCUGUGUAGUGCCGAGGUUUUCUGGGGGCCGUCUGACUUUGUUUUUUCUUGAGCUUCCACAGCAUGAGACGGCCUUUUUACAUUUGCGUGAGAGAUCCCACCGGUAACUCAGUUUCCGUGUGAGAGUUUGGAACGAGUUAGCGCGUGUUGGGCUGCAACUGGCUGGCACGUUUGUGGAAACAGAACUGAGGCAGGUGGUAAUGUAGGCCGUUCGGGUCCCAACAAUUAUGAACGUAUUCCGAGUGUGCGGAGUGAAAUGCUGUGUGACGACUCAAGUUAGCGUGAGUUGAUACCGUGAUGCCAUAAUGCGCGCAAUUUGAUGAUGUUUGACUGUACGACAAUGCAACGCGCACAAACAUUAUUACACAAAAAACGAAUUGUGCUGAAAGAGAGAAUAUACACCG
Molecule: messenger RNA, 900 nt
Organism: Volvox carteri f. nagariensis
Lineage: Eukaryota; Viridiplantae; Chlorophyta; Chlorophyceae; Chlamydomonadales; Volvocaceae
Exons: 6
Coding region: 1-291 (96 amino acids)
Source: RefSeq, a predicted model, not a curated record